AUGCCGUGUCUCAGCUCCAUUGAGCUGGGCAACAACUUGUUUACGGGGUCAUUGGCGCCCCUCGCUGCUCUCUACUCCCUCACCAGAAUUGACGUGUCAGUGAACGACCUCACAGGGCCGCUGCCCUCUGGCCCUGAACCUGCUGAAGGCCUGAAUUUCAACGUGUCGUACAACCGCCUCUCGGGGAAAAUUCCCUUGGACUUUAACGUCGCCAUCUUCUCCACCCUGUGCGUCGCCCCUCCCCCUUGUUUCAUGUGCAACUUCGCGCACAACAGAUUCUCGGGAGCACUCGAUCCCUCCCUCUCCACCCUCACCUACCUCUCCGACCUGUGCAUUGGCCUCACCUUACCACAUCUCUAUCCUCCUGCUCUUCCCGCCUGCCACCUCCGCAUUGCCUUGCCCUUCCUACCUGUCUGUGCACUAUGCAUAUCCCUCUCUGUUGUCCCUCACUCUCGUGUGUCACACCCGGACAUGUCAGGCAACCUCCUCACGGGGUCCAUUCCUGCCUUCAUUUUGCUCCUCACUUACCUCACUCUGCUCGACCUCUCUUCCAACCAGUUCACUGGCACCGUGCAGCCAGCUGUCAACAACCCCACUGACCUCGUCAGCAUUGACAUCUCAGCCAACGCUUUGAAUGGCUCUGUUCCGCCCUUCUUCGGCCGCAUGCCCAACAUGACUCACCUGUAUGCCAUGACUCACCUGUAUGCCAUGACUCACCUGUAUGCCAUGACUCACCUGUAUGCCAUGACUCACCUGUAUGCCAUGACUCACCUGUAUGCCAUGACUCACCUGUAUGCCAUGACUCACCUGUAUGCCAUGACUCACCUGUAUGCCAUGACUCACCUGUAUGCCAUGACUCACCUGUAUGCCAUGACUCACCUGUAUGGCAUGACCCACCUGUAUGGCAUGACCCACCUACAUCGCGCAUGCCUUUCCUUGCUUCUCGCCCACCCGCUCCCCAUUCCUCCCCCCUGCCCCUUGUCCAUCCCCCAUGCGCCCUCUUGCUUUCCUUCCCGCCCAGCCCCCAAUCCCCUCCUGCUUCCCGGCCGCCCAUCCCUGCUUCCCGUCCGCACUUUGCCCCCCUCCCCCCCCCCCCCCUGCUUCCCGUCCCCCCCUCCCCCCCCCCCCCUGCUUCCCGUCCCCCCCUCCCCCCCCCCCCCCCCCCCUGCUUCCCAUCCCCCCCCCCACCCCUGCUUCCCGUCUCCCCCCCCCUCUUUCUUCUCGUCUGCCCAUCCGUGCAGGGCGGUGCACCACAACCAGCUCUCAGGCCCCAUUCCCGAGUUCCUCUGCCAAUCCGUGCUGCAGAUCAUAUGCCCACCUUCCCAUGGGCCCACCUGCCCGCCCUUCCACCUGCCCGCCCUUCCACCUGCCCACCCUUCCACCUGCCCGCCCUUCCACCUGCCCUUCCACCUGCCCGUCCUUCCACCUGCCCAUCCUUCCACCUGCCCGUCCUUCCACCUGCCCGCCCGUCCACCUGCAGGCUCCUUAGCAGCAACGCCUUCUGGGGGGCCCUCCCCCAUUGCCUGCCCUUCCUCUCCUCCCUCCAACUCAUGUCCGUUUGCCCUUUCAACCUUCGCCCUUCAUGACGUCAGCAAUAAUCUCCUCUUCAUGGAUGCCGCAACCUUCCAAAACAUGCCGCCCAUCAGCCUGAACCUCAGUGGCAACUACCUCUACGGCUCCCUCUCCCCCUCCCCCAACAUCAGCCUCUCCUCCUCCUCCUCCCCAACCCCACCCUUCCCCUCUCUCGUCCUCCCAGCGACCCCCCAUCCCCAGUCCCUCCGCCCCUGGGCAGCCCAGGAUGCAACGAUCUUUGAGUGGGUGUGGCAGCGGGGGCCGACAGAGUGUGCGGCGGUGUGUGGGAUAGAGUCAGGGCAGGGUCCGUGUGGGGGUGCAGGUGCGGGGCAGUGUGUGGUGCAGAGCGGUUGGCCGCCGUCCCUCUCAUGCUCAUGUGCCAGUGGCUACGUUGCUGUCACUGCUGCCGGCUCUGCCAAUACCACCACUUGCCAGCUGCCGCCCCAUUCCGGUGCGAGCCAUGGCGUCUCUCCACCACGUGCAUCUGGUGUGACUGCUGGGCUUCUGCCUGGACCAGAAUGUGGAGACGGGCAGGCAGGAACAGAUCCUCGUGCAAUGAAGCUGGUGAAGGCAUAUGAGGUGGAGGAGUUGAGGGAUAGCAAGAUGCCGCCAGUAAGUGAUGAGGCCAUAGUGGAUUUUCUAGACCUGGCUCUGGACUGCAUCAAGUCUCCCGGCACAAGGCAACCCACCAUGAAGGAUGUGGCAUACUGCCUCAGUGCCCUUAUUGACAAACACUGUCCCGACAAGGAGGAUGAGUGGGAGAGUGUCGCGAAAGAAGAGAGUGCAAGCAACAAAGAACUGAAUGUUUCUGGAGAUGGUGGGAGGGAGUCUGAAAGGUUUGCCAUAGCGAGGAUGGGCGGAACACUCGAGUUGAAAGAGGCGAUGGAGAUGAGAAUGAGAGCGCUUGGCGUGCAGCUGGAAGAGACAAGGAUAGGAUUGGCUGAAGCUAGAGGGGAGGUUACUGCAGUGAAAGGGGGGUUGGUUGCAGUGAAAGAUGAGAUGAAUGCAGUGAAAGGGGGGUUGGUUGCAGUAAAAGAUGAGAUGACUGCAAUGAAAGGGGGGUUGGUUGCAGUGAAAGAUGAGAUGAAUGCAGUGAAAGGGGGGUUGGUUUAG
Messenger RNA from Closterium sp. Naga37s-1, 2685 nucleotides. The record is from the annotation of a GenBank genome assembly. Lineage: Eukaryota; Viridiplantae; Streptophyta; Zygnematophyceae; Desmidiales; Closteriaceae.